Messenger RNA from Dendronephthya gigantea, 1360 nucleotides. RefSeq names its product homeobox protein TGIF2LX-like. The record is from RefSeq and is a predicted model, not a curated record. The transcript has 2 exons. Gene Ontology annotation, molecular function: DNA-binding transcription factor activity, RNA polymerase II-specific; RNA polymerase II cis-regulatory region sequence-specific DNA binding. NCBI's taxonomy places the organism in Eukaryota, Metazoa, Cnidaria, Anthozoa, Malacalcyonacea, Nephtheidae. The coding region runs from base 127 to 882 and encodes 251 amino acids. Gene Ontology annotation, biological process: regulation of transcription by RNA polymerase II.
UCAAAUGAGUGCAGUGCUUGGCUAUUGAACAGGCUUAGUAAAUACUCAUUGCUGAAAUAUACAAAAGAUUCCCAACUAUCGAAUCGUCGGUGUCCGACUGAAACAAGUUGUUGAAUUGAAAACUUUAUGAUAACUUCGAUGGCCCCACAGAAUUCAAAGAGCUCAAGAGAAAAGAGAUCAGCAUUUGACAUGAAGCUGGCAAAGAAGCUUGAUUCUGGCCGCCCCCCCACCAGGGAUGGUCUUGUUCCUUCACGUGGUCACGCUAGAAACGGAGGGUCUUCACCGAAGAAACGCCGAGGAAAUUUACCGAAGGACUCAGUGAAUGUCCUGAGAUUGUGGCUUUGGGAGCAUCGAUUUAACGCUUACCCGUCGGAAAGCGAGAAGCAACACUUGUCUCGUGCAUCGAACCUGAGCGUGUUGCAGGUCUGCAAUUGGUUCAUUAACGCAAGGCGACGUAUACUGCCUGAGAUGAUCAGACGAGAGGGCCAUGACCCAAGUCAUUACACAAUAACGAGAAGGACAACGAAAAGUACGGGCAGCACAAGCAGUGCCAGCUCGAGACGGAGUAGUACGAACGACGAUUACACAACGAAAUAUGACUCGGCCACUUUUAGCGACGUUGAGUCGGUUUCGAGUUGUGACUCCGAACAUUCCGAGCAUCUUCCCCACUCCCCCGAGGUUUGCGAGGACAGACUAAGCGCACGUUGUAUACCCGUAGCUACCACCCUGACUAACAACAGCGACGCUACAUUAUCCCUGCUCGAAAAUUUGACUGCGAAUAAUCACUUGUCAAGUAUGGAUUUACUUGUCGAAGUCGCAUUAAACUUGGACAUAAUACAAGGACACGGCUCCUCUCGUGAGUCAAAAUUUCUCGCUUGUUAAUAAAUAAGUAGCUUAGGCAUUCUUACUGAAAUUCAAUAGUGGUCAAAGACUUCCUUUAGGAUUUAAUAGUACCGUAGGUAAAUAUUCGCUGAAUAACAACGCUACGGAUUUUUCAUUUAAUGUAACAUAUUUCAUUCAAAUCAUUCUAGCCCACGCCAAGCAUUCACACUAAACCUCACUUAAUAUUGAAUUUCAUAGUCGAAGGCAACUGGCGGUUGCCCUACCAACCACGCAAGCUUAUAAAUAUGAAAAUAUCCAUUUAUUGUGUACAUAGAACUGAAAUGUAAUAAAUUUUCGAUGAAUUGAAAGCUAAUAAAUAGCUGCUGUAUAUAGAUUUGAGUUACGCACUUGUGAUUGUAGUGCGAAAUUGUCAAGCCAAGGGCAAUCUCUUUCGCUGUAUAAUUUGCCUAUAUAUUUAUUGGUAAAACGCGUUGGAAUAGCAAUUAUAUUGUACAUAUUUAUGCCGUGACCUAAAUAA